CGGGCGCUUUUCCUGCCUCAUCUGUUGCAACGCUGCAGGAGAGGUAGCAGUCCUGUUUGCAUCCUGCAGGCUGAAACAGAAGAAACUUUGUGUCAACUUACACGGUAUCAGCUGGGAAUGCGUUCAGAGACGGAAAUGCGGCUACGGAGCUGUAACUGGGACAACCUGUGGAGUACAAAGCCUGCUUUCUGAAGCCACUUUUUCAUGCGUAAAAGCAUCCGAUUAUACUGGACUGCGCUGAACUGAACUUACGCAUCUGAACCAGCACGUUUCAGGAGAAGUUGAUACUUUAGCGUCACAUCUGGACGUCUAGGAUUGGAAAGUUUGCAGGCGACUGAAAAACCUUUUACUAGAGAUUUUAAGAGGCAGCAUUCCGUGCACACGAAGUCAAGGGGGAUUCUGGAGGCUGAAGACAUGAGACUUUUGGGCAUCUGCGCGCUUCUGCUGUUAAAAGUUACUUUUGGAGAUGCCUGCGCCAGUGGGAAGUUCACUGAGUUGGGGCAGUGUUGCAGUCUGUGUCCUGCAGGCUUUGGAGUGGAGGUAGAGUGUGGGAAAGAGGAUACCAAGUGCACGCCAUGCCCAAAGGGAACAUUUUCCUCAACUGAAGACCUCAGCUCUUGCAUUCCCUGUGCAAAAUGCCCGCUGAGUGUCCCAACACUAUCCUCUUGUUCUGCAACUGAAAACACCCAAUGUGAAUGUGACAAUGGCUUCUUCUUUAUGAGCCAAUACGGUUUGUGUGCACCCUGUUCCAAGUGCACCAAAGGACAGGGUGUCAUCCAGGAGUGUGGUCCCAAAGGAGACAGGCUGUGCCAGAUUUGUGGUCCUGGAACGUUUUCUGAAGAGCAUGUUGGAAUCAAACCCUGCCAGACCUGCACCCAGUGCUCGGACAGUGAGGUGGAGAUUAGAGCCUGUAUGCCCAACACUGACACAAUCUGCAUGGAUAAGAAGCUCCACAUUCUGUCUCGUCCUGCUCUGGAUGGGGUUGAUGGGACUCGGGAUACUCCUAGCUGGCCCGGUGUGGAGGGGGAAACCAGUCCUUCUCCUGGAACACCCAAGUUUACUCCGCAGGACGAGGGAGGCAGCAACAACAUCUUGGCAUAUGUGUCUGUUCUGGCCGCUGUAGUGCUGGGCCUGCUCGUCUAUGUGGCUUACAAAUGCUGGAGAUCAUGUAAACAGAAGAAGGCUCUCUCUAAGGCCCGUGCGGCUGAGUUGGGAGCGUCCCCAGAGGGAGAAAAGCUCCAAAGUGACAGCGGUGUUUUUCUGGACUCUCACAGCCUGCAGGACAACCAGCCCAGCAAAGGCACUAAGAGGGACAGCAAGCAGGACAAUCGUCUGUACGUCAACCUCCCCCCUCACAGACAGGAAGAGGUGGAGCGCCUCCUGCAGGAGGGAGGGGGUCGUGGGUGGAGGCAGCUGGGUGCAGUACUGGGUUACGAGCCUGAACAGCUGGACCUGUUUGGGCGUGGAGAGGCCCCUGCUCACACGCUCCUCUCUAACUGGGCCCAGAAAGAAGGCUCCACUCUGGGACUGCUGUGUUCUGCAUUGGCCCGCAUUGAGAGGCCUGAUGUGGUUACUAGUCUUAACUGCCCCACACAGGGUGUUUCUGUGGUCUGACAGCACCUGUGACACACUCAUGACUCUAAAAGACUCAAGAGAAGAACUUACAUCAAGAUGACAAGGGAGGCACUCUGAAAUCAACCCCUCUGCCAUUGAUGCUUCUGAUUGCUUUGUUGGACACUUAUGAUUCAGCUUUUACCAAGUGAACAAAAUAUCCUUGUAAAGUUUUCCUCUGCUCAAGUUACAAAUCAUCAUUCAUUUUUAAUGGAUUCAUCUGCAGAAAAAGAUCACCUGGGGUGUUACGCCUCAGUACCUUGCUCAAUGAACACUGCAGAAACCUGGAGAGAUUGUGACCCACAGUGACUCCACACACUUUACAAAAAGGACAAAGCUGUUUACAUGUAUGCAUAUCCUGAUUAUUACAGUGAGUAUACUCAAUGUGUGCCAGGAAAUAGGAGAAUAAUGUGUUUACAUGUGCUUCACAAGUGUAACUAUCCUAAAACCACUGUUUACAUUAUUAGGCAGUAAUCAGAUGUUGCACCCCCUCCACUUCCCCCCCAAAAAGAAGUCAAGGUUACAAACUAUUGUAAACAAAAAUGAACGAUUAUGAUCAUCAA
This is a messenger RNA of Notolabrus celidotus (New Zealand spotty), 2174 nucleotides long. RefSeq names its product neurotrophin receptor associated death domain (gene nradd). NCBI's taxonomy places the organism in Eukaryota, Metazoa, Chordata, Actinopteri, Labriformes, Labridae. Gene Ontology annotation, biological process: Rho protein signal transduction. The transcript is spliced from 6 exons. The record is from RefSeq and is a predicted model, not a curated record. Gene Ontology annotation, cellular component: plasma membrane; cell surface. Gene Ontology annotation, molecular function: coreceptor activity; death receptor activity; nerve growth factor binding. Bases 415 to 1614 code for a protein of 399 amino acids.